AUGGAAGGUCAAGUACAAAACGGGCGUCGCCCAGCGAAAGUCUCAAAAUCGUCUGGGCAGACCAAAGCCCAGAAAACGGAUGAUUCGAUUAUGGGUACCAAUAACAGCAGUAUUGUUUCCAAACGCAGUGUUGAACGUCUCUACUUUCCAAAUGAGCCACAUUUCUUUCGUUAUUUCGUCAAAAAACCCCUUAGGCGAUCCCCUCUCAUAAAUCGUGGAUAUUGGCUACGUAUGAAGGCCAUUGACCAUGUAGUGAAACAGUUCCUGGAGCAGAAGUCUGAAAAACAAAAGGUUGUUAUCAAUCUGGGAUGCGGAUAUGAUCCUCUUCCAUGGCAAUGUAUGAGUAGAUAUCCUGCUGCUUCUCAAGGUGUGAAGUUCAUCGAUAUCGAUUACAGAGAUUUAAUGAUCAAGAAGCGAACGGUGGUACAAAAUGCACCAGAGCUCAAUUCUAUGGUCACUAAUCUGGAUAUUGUUCAAAAUGGUGACAUGUUGCUCAGUAGUGAUCAGUACUUGCAACUGGGAUGUGACUUACGAGAUCUUAAGCGGCUUGAAGAAACUAUAUCAAAAGUUGUGGAUAUAGAGAAAUGUUCAUUCUUGUUCACGGCAGAGGUCUCAAUCACAUAUAUGCCUACAGAGGCAGCAGAUGCAUUGAUACAAUGGGCAAAUAAACUACCCGAUGCUCGUUUCUGUCUUCUAGAGCAAUUACUUCCAGAAGAAAUAAGUCAUCCCUUUGCCAAAACAAUGAUGGCACACUUUGACAAGCUCGGUACGCCUUUAGGCGCCUGCAAGAAAUACCCAACUGUGGCGGCGCAAGACAGACGUUUCCGCUCUUUGGGGUGGCCAUCAGUAUUAGUUCGCAAUCUAUGGGAGCUUUGGGGAGCCGAAGAUUUUCUAGAUUCUAGUGAAAGAAUUGCUUUGGACAGCGUUGAACCUUUCGACGAGUGGGAAGAGUUUGCUUUAUUUGGCUGUCAUUAUCUAUUGCUCGUCGCAGACAAUGUGAGUGAAGCGAAUCGUGAAGCGAUUCAAGAGAGCUCUAAGCAAAAAUUAGAUGACUUUAAGACUAGCUGCACUGAAAGCACAUAUUCUGAAUAUCCAAAAUCUCAAGGCCAACGAAGAUUUGCAGCUCCACUCUCCCUAAAAAGUGACAGAAAGGGCCAAGAUCUCAUUGGUAACUUUUCAGGCAUGGGUCUCAAUACUCGAGUCAGUAGUUGCGACUUGUAUUCUACAGAUGUACAUGGUUUCAGUUCAUUCGAUUAUCAAGGUUCUCAUUCAUGGCCAUCAAGUCGCAUGUGCCACACUAUCACCGAAAUUGGCGAUGGUGGAUCUCUAUUAGUUGGUGGUAGAACGUCGCCAGAUAAUUCGAUUGCGGACUGUUGGGUGUACCAUAAAUGGUUGAACACUUGGGAGAGAGUUGAAGAUCUCCCUCAGCCAAGAUACCGCCAUUCGGCUGUUCAUCUUGGCAAUGGUUAUGUGAUGGUGAUUGGAGGCAAAAGCACUUCAAGAACUCUUGUCGAUGAUAUCAUGAUAUGGAGCCGACAGGGUGGAUGGGUGAAAUGCAGCAUAGAUUCAAACAAGCGGCCAUCAUCUACUAUUGGUUCUGCUCUUGUUAUCUAUCCUAAAGCAUUGCCAUCUAAUCCUCCAGGGUCAAGCGUUGGAGUUAUUGCUGGUGGCAUAGCUGAAGAUGGACUAGUCCAAGAGGAGGUUUGGGAAUGGAGUAUACCGCAACAUAUAGGGGAGCAACCUUCCAUCCUUUUCGCACUUCUUGGAAGUCCCAAGACAAAGGCCGAAAACGGGGCAACUAUUGCCCGUUUUGGGGCACAAGCACUGAUCCACCAAGGCAAUAUCAUCGUUGUAGGCGGUAUUGUAAGAGAUAUUCUAUUGCCCCUUUCACAUGAGAUAUGUGGCAGUAGUAUUGAAGGUAUGAAGAGAGCCGGACUCUCUUGCUCAAGCCUAUCGACGAAUUUUGAACCACGACCGCUUCUCGUUGGAACUUCUGCAAUCUCCAAUGGUGAUAACAUCAUAAUUAUGGCCGGUUCAGCAGUAUGCUUUUCAUUUGGAACAUUCUGGAACAAGGGCUGCUAUACGUUGACCACAAAGUAUUCUGGCGAUCCCACAUCCGGUGAAAAUGCAACGAACGAUGUUUUGUGUGCGCCAUGGAGAUUUGUGCAUGACUUUGAUGGUGCCGCUGCUCCUAAAUCCACUCCUACCAACCUCUCAAGCUCGGCUCCAGGAACCCAAACUCUGAUCAAAGUAUCACGGGUCAAGAUAAAUUCAUCUGUAGAGUUUGACAAAAUUCUUGACGCCAGCAAACCCGUCAUCUUUGAAGGACUCGAUAUCGGUGUUUGCACUAAAGAAUGGACCUCGGAGUAUCUGAAGGACAAAGUUGGUACGGAUAGAGAGGUCAUUGUGCACGAAGCAUCAUCAGAAAAUAUGAACUUUAGCUCGAAGAACUUCGCGUAUGUAACAAAGAAGUUUGGCGACUUCUUAGACGAGGUAGAAAAGGGAAGUAAGCUCUAUCUACGUUCACUAUCUGCAGAAAAGGCAUCGGAACUCCCUGCCGAUAUUGUGAAAGAUUAUCCUGCGAUUGCGGCGGAUUUUAAGUUGCCUUCAGAAUUGGCGUCUGUUACGGAUAACGCACAUAGCUCUCCUCUACGUAUCUCCGGACCCGUGAAUAUGUGGUUACAUUAUGAUGUCAUGGCCAACGUUCUCUGCCAAGUCAGGGGCUCUAAACGCCUUUUACUCUUUCCACCCUCCGAUGUCAAAUAUUUCGACUUCGCCCCUGGUGCUUCAAGCUCAGGUAUCAAUGUUUUUGAAAACCUCAGCGAUCCUAUCCUCUCACAUACGCACCCACACGAAGUCUUACUUCAACCGGGCGACGUACUAUUCCUCCCUUCGCUCUGGUUACAUACCGCCUCACCCACCUCUGGCAUAAGCGUCGCUGUCAACGUCUUCUUCCGCAAUCUCCGAAAUGGAUAUGCGGCAGGCAAAGACGUAUACGGUAAUCGCGAUCUCCAAGCUUAUGAGAAAGGAAGACAAGAUAUUGCAAAGAUUGUGAAGUCUUUUGAAAGUCUGCCUGCGGAUGUUCGAGGAUUCUAUUUACAGAGAUUGGCAGAUGAGUUUGUGCAAAAGGCUACGUAG
Messenger RNA from Botrytis porri, 3138 nucleotides. RefSeq lists its product as uncharacterized. The coding region runs from base 1 to 3138 and encodes 1045 amino acids. Lineage: Eukaryota; Fungi; Ascomycota; Leotiomycetes; Helotiales; Sclerotiniaceae. Gene Ontology annotation, molecular function: protein binding; tRNA methyltransferase activity. The record is from RefSeq and is a predicted model, not a curated record. Gene Ontology annotation, biological process: wybutosine biosynthetic process; tRNA methylation. The transcript has 7 exons.